AUGCUCGCUCAAACGUGGCAAGCCUACACCAUGUCGACAUUAGUGCUAGAACCCGACUUUGCUUUGGCAUUUGCCGUGCUCGUUGGCGCCACCGCGUUCGCGGUGCCGGCCUGCCUGCUUCUGCCUUCUCCCCUCAUGCGGACGACGUCUUGGUGGCGUUCGUCGUGCUCUCCAUUGUCAUUCCACUGUGUGUACAUGGUGUUGCCCACGCUCGCAAGCUACUUUGCGUCAAAGGUGUACUUAUGUGUUUUGUUCUCCAACGAAGAUUUCGUGGUGAGUGUGUAUUCAGCGCGUCAAGUAGCUGUGUCGGCUUCCAAAGACAUCCUUAUCAAGCUAUGUCCGAUUGUGGCCAUGAUGCAGACGAUGCGAAACCUCAUUCGCUGCUUUGGUGCAGCCCCGCCCGUCAGUCACGCCCUGAAGCUCAAGAAGCUGCCGACCAUGUCGACUAUCACUGAAACCGGGGAGCUCACCACCUCCAGCCUGGCAACGUCUAUCCUGUCGUCUCAUACCGCUGCCCUGGCGUUGGGAAGUUUCAAGCGACAAAGUAGAUCGAGCCAACGCUCGUCAAAGGCCAUUCAAGUGUCGUUUACAAAAAUACCCCCGCCCCACCUCAAAGGCCCCAUGGCUCUCCCAAUGUUCGUCCACCCCAUGUCACAACAAGGGAUGCCCAAUCGCUGUGCCCCCCACAACGUGGCCCUGUGGUUUGCAACGUCGAAUAUAUCUACUCUGGCAAACCCAACUCACCGACUGGUCCAUGCCAGAAGCCGUGUGGCCACCAAACUUGACCACGAUCAGCUGUGGAUCUCGCAGUUCCCCCUCACGACGUUACCAUCGUUGAUAGCCAGUUUAGAAUUGCUCUACGGGCUCCGUCUCAACACCAACAUGUUGCACGAUGUUCACACCCGACAUGUUCCGAACCAUGCUGACCCUGCUGUCGUGGAACAAACGCGCGGUCGUGAUCGACGUCACAAACAACCCCAUCGCGCCCAUGCCUCGGGAUGUGUCGGCGACUCUCCUAGCGACGCACUCCGUAUUGUGUAGCCCAACUCAAGCAAAAUCCAGUCAAAUGGAUCGCCAGCUGCUUGCCAUCCCCAGCACGCGAGGCUACUGGUAGGCAAUGGCCUCUGCGAUGUGUCGUGUUUGGUUUCUCAAUGGGACUACGAUGGCAGCGACUGCAACGAGUUUAUCGUUCGCAACAUGGCAGAUGGAAUAUGAUACUAAAAUCCAUGAAGGGUCAUUUAUGCCAGAUAUU
This is a messenger RNA of Aphanomyces astaci, 1252 nucleotides long. RefSeq lists its product as hypothetical. The record is from RefSeq and is a predicted model, not a curated record. Bases 1 to 1041 code for a protein of 346 amino acids. NCBI's taxonomy places the organism in Eukaryota, Oomycota, Saprolegniomycetes, Saprolegniales, Verrucalvaceae. The transcript has 2 exons.